This is a messenger RNA of Sitodiplosis mosellana (orange wheat blossom midge), 4887 nucleotides long. RefSeq lists its product as uncharacterized. The transcript has 4 exons. Gene Ontology annotation, molecular function: protein binding. Lineage: Eukaryota; Metazoa; Arthropoda; Insecta; Diptera; Cecidomyiidae. The record is from RefSeq and is a predicted model, not a curated record. The coding region runs from base 2364 to 3749 and encodes 461 amino acids.
AGUAUGGGUGCGUUCAAUGAACAUCGAAAUUGUUUUCGCUCAAAUCCAAAAUUGUUUAUCGGUCGAAAUAUUCAUAAUUUGGUUCUUGGAUGAUUUUUUCGUUGCCAAAAAUGAAGAAAAGGAAAAUUUGAUGCAAAGAAAAUAUAUUGGCUUUAAACAUAUUUCCUAGGCAACGUGAUUAUACUUUUAUCAUAAAUAAAAUGUUCUGGUCAAAUCAAAUUUAUUACGUUAAUCGGUGAUUGUGAAACUGUCAACUAUGUGCAUAUGCCGGUUGUGUGUUCUGUAAAGAGAAAAUGAGAAAAGAAAAUAAGCAGACAGAUUGAGGGAGGGAGAGAUAAAGAGAGAGGUUUUAUUCAAAUCAGUAUUCGCUACGCUGUUUAUACACAUACCGGCAGCCGGCUGUAUCAUUCUGUAUGUAUUCGUGCACAAUUAAGAGACACACAAAAAAUUUUAACUUGCUAUUUUUUACACGUGCUGCGUGAUAAGAGACUAGUUGUUUGCAUUCUACAAAACAGUGAAAAAAUGUCGAUCGAAAUUAAAGAUUUACCAUUGGAAAUAUUGCAGAGGAUUUGUAAUCCUCUAAAUUUAGAACAAUUGAAAAAUGUGCGCUUCGUAAAUAAAGCCUUUCAAUCGGCUGUAGAUUAUGUGCUAGCUACCCAACAUGAGAAUGUACGUCUUGGUUUUCGACGUGUGAUAUUGAAAGACGAUGGUGAAUGUAACCGUUUGAUUGAAGAAACAAAGAAAGACGAAUAUAAACUUAUCAAAGCGUUGGGAAUUGCAAUCAAUGAACCUGGAAACAGUUUGACAUUAGAUGGUAUCAGAUUAGUCAAAGAUAUUUUCGAAAAUAUUAUAGUGUUAGAUGUGGAUUUUUUGCCAAGUCUGAUCGAAGAAGUGCACACAAUUUUGUUUGGACAAUGUAAAGUCUUAAAAUUCCUUUUAAUACGUAACAUAUCUUUUGUGGAAGAAAACAACCAUAGCUGGAUGAACAUGGUGAUGCCGAAUUUAACAUCACUCGACAUAUUGAGCGUUCAUCGAAAAGACGAUUGCACAGACGUCGGAAUUGCACAGUUUGCCGAAUUUUUCCGGAAUCAUCCCACAAUAAAAGUGUUUCGGACAACAGUAAAUGCGCUGCCUUUACUAAAAGUUGCAUUACGGUCAGCAGCUCUUGAGACAUUGAUCAUUUUAGAAGGAGGCACUGAAGAAUGUGACAUCUCAACGGUUUUUGGAGAUUUACGUCAACUUUUCGAAGCAAACGUUUAUAAAAAACUGAAUGUGACUAUAGACUUCAGAAUUGAUCAAAGCACACUCAUCGAAUUGGGGCGUUUGAAUAUGGUGAAAUUAACCAUGGAUGCAAUCAUUGAUACGAACGAUUUGGAGCCCAUAACGAGCCUAAAAAAUGUGCAUUUUGGUGGAUCACAAAUCAAGGAACUAGAAUGUUUAGUUCGAAAAGCCAAUAACAUACAACGUAUUUACCUGGAAGAUGCAGAACCUACAGAGAUGGAACAGUUUUUGAAAAUAAACCACUUGAUUCAACUGACGGUACGUAAUUUGGCCGAGAAAAAGAAUGGCGAAAGUAUCUCUACUAAGGUCAUUGAUAUCAAAGCUUUGAACGAGCUGAGAAGAAAUAAUACAACAUCCCAAAAUAAAAUCACACUUUAUUUGGAAUCUGGUAUCGUGUCUACACUACUUUGAUCAACAUAAAUCCACCGAGUUAUCGCAUUUAACACUAAAACGUUGCUGUUUCGACGAACUGUUUUAGAAUGUGCAUUUACAAUCGCCCAGGGUAUUUCCGACCUCCCUCGAGCACAACAGCAACAGCAACAGCAACAGCAACAACAAAGAAGAAUACAAAGAGAAAUGUUUCACCAUCAAAUGAAGAGGCUACAUAAUACAAGAAGAAGAAAAUUACAACACUACGAAAAACGAAAAUGGAUAUUUUCAAUAUAAACUAACAAUAAAAACAUAAAAUAUUUGCAUUGAAUAAAUAUGAAGAAUCAGCAGAAUUGAAUCGUUUCACAUUGUGCCAACGUGUGAUUACUUUUUCAAAUUAAAUUGUUUAGUACUUGUCUCCUUGUCUGCUUUUUAGUACUUUGGGUAUACUUUUCAUUGAAGUACAAAAUGGAAUAAAAUGACAUCUGACAUAAUUCAUUCACAGUUUUAUGUUUUACAAAGAACAAAUUGGUUAUAUAUGGUAAACUGGAAAUUGAGCUAAGAUCACAAUACAAGAUGAACGCUUCUUUUUUUCGUUUAAUAUGUGAUAAUGAAAAGUGUUUGAGAAGUGAUAAAAAUACUGGGGGCAAGACACGAGUCAGCGAUUAAGCUACCAGCCAAACAAUUUUGAAAGUAUUUGGAGCAAAUUAAAAAUGGACGACAAAGGGGAAGGGUUGGAAGCCAAAUCAAACAUGUCUGCAGAGGAUUCGGCGAAUAGCAGUGAUGUAUUGUAUGGAGAGACAGAAUCUAUCGCUUCAAAGUCAUCGCCAAUAUUCAAGUUGAACGUAGAUUGCUUCGAAGAAUUAUUCGAGUGGCUUUCGUUUUCCGAUUUACUUGCAUUCCGUCUAGUAUGUAAACGAUUCAAACAGAUCAUUGACUACCACAUUAAAACCGAAUUUCCACGCAAACUACUUGGAUCUGCUAAGUCUCUUGCAAAGAACGGUCCCUAUUAUUUUGAAAAACUGGAUACAUCAAAUUAUCCACAUUUGGUCACACGACUUGCAAUUCAGAGAUCGUUAUGUCGCAACUUUUAUUCAAAUGACGCAUACCGUACACUUACCAGAGGUAGAAGAUAUUUAUCCCAAAUAGAAAGCUUGGAAAUUACAUUGCGUAUCCAUCAAUAUGACCACUCUCUGCAAGUGGUACACGAAUUUCUCAGCAAGUGGUGCACUAAUUUGGAAUUUUUGACCAUAAAAUGGUGUAACUAUGGUGAUGAACUGUUAAGAUAUCCAUACACAAAAUUAAAAUACCUUCAUGUUGAAGACUUGAAUUGUUUCAACAUGGAUCCUAGCUCCAUUCCGAUUUAUUACUUUCGGUUGGGAAAUUUUUUCAAACAAAAUGCAAGCAUUCAAUUGUUUUCAACUGAUUCUCGAUCCUUUCUUUCCCUUAAUGGCAUUUUCUUAGACACAACUAUAAGGUUUAAAAUCCUGAGCCUCAUGAGAGUAUGCGAUUCCGAAGAUACCGCUCGUCUAUGCGACUUUAUCAAUAAACUCUACGAACAAGGUUUCUAUAAACGAUUGAAGUUAGAGCUUACUAGACAGAAAAUAGAAACUGUUAAUUUGAUCGCGUCGUUACCAGGAUUAACGACAUUGUAUUUAAAACAAAAGAUCGCAACUUUACCACAAAUAUUGGGCUUGAAAGAACUGUAUGUUGAUUAUGCUGAAUCUCACGAUUUGCAAACACUUGCAAAAAAUCAAGUGAAUGUCGAACGAGUUUGCCUGUUCGACGCAAGUUCCAAUGAAGUUCUAACAUUUAUACGUGAUGCGCCAAAUGUAAAAGAAAUACGGGUUCGUACCCUACGGUCGGGUAUUCAUUUCAAAAAUGAUGUUAUCAAUUUGUCAGCAUUUGAUCGUGAAAGAAAAUUUUCAGCAAAUGCCCAUCCAAUCACACUCUAUCUACCAGAAAAAGUUGUCCUUGCGACAAAAUGGGCCAUGAAUACGACAAAAAUGGGCUCCAUUACGUUGAAACGAGGCUCAGCCAUGAGGUCGUUGUACAAAGAAGAUUAUGAAUUUCGACAAUAUUCGGAGUAUAAAUGGUAGAUUUGUAUAUUCUAAACAAAUGGGGUACCAUAUAAUUGUAUGCUAAGGUCGAUUUCAUUUUUCCUUCUAAAGUGGAGGUAUUCCAAAGAAUUUAUUCGACGUAAUUUGUAUUUAGGAUAAGUGAAUGUCUUUCAUAUUGAAGAAAACAAGUUCUUGAUAGCUAUUUGGUAUUAUUUCACUUCACAGGAAACUAUAUUUUUUUCGCACUACAUGAAAUGUUUGUAAUCGAAAUUAGUUGGAAAAAAAUUAUAGAACAAUGAAUUACAAGAUCUUGUAUUUUUUUCAGUUUUGAAAAAUGUUGCGCCUUUUUGAAAUUGAAUAAUCAAUAUGAGUGAAAAACAGAAGGUCUCUUCAAUCCUACAAAUCGGUUAGAAAUUAUUUUAAAAAUAUUAGAAAAAAACCGGACCUUUAACCCAACAUUUCUUAUAGCGCUGAAAAAUAUGGAUUUGAGGAAAUACAAUUUAUUUCUCUUACUAGCUUGGUAUCACUAUUUUAGUUACCCGUAAAUUUUUUUAUCUUUUAUAGUUAAAUAGAAAAAAUCAAUUCUUCAACUGACUGAAUCACAGGUUGCCAUCGUAUCAAUUAAGAUGUGAUAAUUUGAAUAUUCAACCACUUUGGAGGCGGCGUAUAAAUGCCUCAGUAUUAUUAAUCUAUGAUCUCCUCCUAGGAAAGUUGAUUUGCACAGCACUCAGAGAAAGAAUUGUGUAUACAAGACGAUUAGACAACAAAAACCAAAGAAAUGUAAAAAAUAGAGAUUUAUUUAGAAUUGAAACUUAUGGCACAGACUAUGCUCGUAAUCAGCCAUUUAUUGUAGCGUGUAGAAAUUUUAACAAAGUAAGGCAAUCGUUCUUAGACUCAGCAUCAAGGCAAAUAUUUAGUAGAAACGUAUCCAACUUAGACAGCAGUAUUUUCGAAGAAUUGUAUGCAUAGUGAAUAGUGGUGAACACGGUCGGGGGCCGCAGAACGCCACUUCGAAGCCAUUAGGGCUGGUGGCUAGGCCGUUCGAUUCGGGAGUGUCUCACUACUUGUGUAAAAUUCAAAUUGUAAAUGAAAUGUAUAAUGAUAUUCAGUCUGUGAUUAGACGGUGGAAUAAAUAAAUAAAUAAAUUAAAUAAUAAAUGAUCUCACGUUUAAUAAAG